Paramecium octaurelia is the source of this 162-nucleotide messenger RNA. NCBI's taxonomy places the organism in Eukaryota, Ciliophora, Oligohymenophorea, Peniculida, Parameciidae. The record is from the annotation of a GenBank genome assembly.
AUGAUACCUAGAUAAUUGUUAAGUAUUGUAUUUGGUGAAAAAGAAAAUAUGGGAAUAUUAAAAUUGAUGAGUUAUGAUGGAAUCAAGGAUCUCAUCAAAGAAAGUAUUAAAAGGAACAGUCAAUUUCUUACAGACGUAUGCUCUUCUAAAACUUGUCCAUGA